CUAGAGCCCGUAGUUUAGGUUCUUUGCAAAGGGCAGGGGUCCAGCAGCUUACGAAAUCUCGGACCUGGUGGUGACGAUCAAUGAACACAAUGAACGUUCAGCGUAUGCAGACCCGCAAACUAGGGUCGCAGACGUUUGUCUGCCCUCAUGGCUCGGUUACGCGCAAAGUCGUAGGGGCAAAGGCGCGUGCUGUUUCACGCCAGGCACAGGUCAUUCGGGCCCAAGCCGUGUCGACCCCCGUGGAAGCCAAGUCAGGUAGCACGCCGGCCGCGGCUGCGGCCCCCGCCACCGCAGAUUACGUUGGUGAUAUUAGCAAGACGGUGCUGGGAAUCAUUCUGGGCGGUGGCGCCGGCACCCGACUGUAUCCCCUGACGAAGAAGCGUGCCAAGCCAGCCGUGCCACUUGGCGCGAACUAUCGCCUGAUCGAUAUUCCUGUCAGCAACUGCCUGAACAGCAAUGUCACGAAGAUUUACUGCCUAACACAGUUCAACUCGGCGUCCCUGAACCGCCAUCUUUCUCAGGCUUACAACUCCUCCGUAGGAGGCUACAACACCCGCGGCUUCGUGGAGGUGCUCGCGGCCUCUCAGUCCAAUGCUAACAAGAGCUGGUUCCAGGGCACUGCGGACGCCGUACGGCAGUACAUGUGGCUGUUUGAGGAGGCGGUGCGCGAGGGCGUGGAGGACUUCCUCAUCCUGUCGGGCGACCACCUCUACCGCAUGGACUACCGCGACUUCGUUCGCAAGCACCGCGAGUGCGGCGCCGCCAUCACCAUCGCCGCGCUGCCGUGUGCGGAGAAGGAGGCGUCCGCGUUCGGGCUGAUGAAGAUCGACGACAGCGGCCGUGUGGUGGACUUCGCUGAGAAGCCCAAGGGGGAGGCGCUGGGGCGCAUGAAGGUGGACACCACCAUCCUGGGGGUGGACCCGGAGACCGCCUCCCAGAAGCCCUUCAUCGCCUCCAUGGGCAUCUACGUGAUGUCCGCAGUGGCGCUGCGGGAGCUGCUGCUAAACCGCAUGCCGGGCGCCAACGACUUCGGUAACGAGGUCAUCCCUGGCGCCAAGGAGGCGGGCUUCAAGGUGCAGGCCUACGCGUUCAAGGGCUACUGGGAGGACAUCGGAACGGUGGAGGCCUUCUACAACGCUAACCUGGCGCUGGCGGACCCGGAGAAGGCGCAGUUCAGCUUCUACGACAAGGACGCGCCCAUCUACACCAUGUCUCGCUUCCUGCCGCCCUCCAAGGUGCUGGACGCGGAGGUGAGCAUGAGCAUCAUCGGCGACGGCUGCGUGGUGAAGGCGGGCAGCAAGAUCCACAACUCCAUCAUCGGCAUCCGCUCGCUGGUGGGCAGCGACUGCAUCAUCGACAGCGUGAUGAUGAUGGGUGCGGACUACUACGAGACGUUGGAGGAGUGCGAGUACGUGCCCGGCUGCCUGCCCAUGGGGGUGGGAGACGGAUCCAUCGUGCGCAAGGUCAUCAUCGACAAGAACGCGCGCAUCGGGCCCAAGUGCCAGAUCAUCAACAAGGACGGCGUGAAGGAGGCCAACCGCGAGGAGCAGGGCUUCGUCAUCAAGGACGGCAUCGUGGUGGUCAUCAAGGACUCCAACAUCCCAGCGGGCACCAUCAUCUAAACGCCGAGGGAACAGCGGGACCUGCGCACUGGGGGUGCGGUGCAGUGCGGUGUGGGUGCGGUGCUAGGCUGUAAGGUGGGGGCAGCGGGUGGAGGCAUCUGGCCCGGUCCGGGAGGGCUGCCACCGCUGCUGCCCAGCCCUGCAGCUGUGCCCGGUGGUUUCAUCUGGCGCAGGUCGGCCCGCGGGCUUCUCAAUCAGCAUGCAUGCAUGCAUGCAGGUAGCGAGCAGAGCAUGGCGCCGCUGUGUGCGGCGCGCCGGUGCUGGCGGAGGAGGUUGCAGUGGGGGUGGGGCAGGAUGAUGAGGCGCUUGACAGGGGGGUCUGGAUGACGGAGGAGGCGGAAGCUUAGUGUGGCAUGCAGGAAGAAGCGGCGCCUGGAUAAAGCAGCAUAGGUGCAGGUUUUGCUUCUGCGGGUAUGUGGCUAGUAGGGCACCUGUCAUGUGCAUCGUGGGCUCUGCGCUAGGGGGUUCGCGGAUGACCCAUGGGUCAGUCGCAGGCCUGCGCAGCCUCAUGCAUGUUUUUCCGGGUGUGUGAAGCCUUUUUCUCUUCGCCUAAGCGUGUUGGCAGUCUAUACUGGUCUAUGUUGUGCGCCUGUGCGGGUUUCAAGGCGAACAAAACGUCUAGAGGUGGCCAUGCAAGAGCCCUGAGGAGGAGGAGGUUUAGGGAGAAGAAUUUGCUUUUAGACACAACCAUCAAGACAGCGCAGGGGUUGCAGCCGCAUGUGCAACGGAUCCGCAUGUGCAGCAGCAGCAGCGGGUGGGCCGGAGCAUUUCAUUUGGUUCCCCGCUGCUGUCAUUGCUUGUCGGUGCAAGGGCAUGAAGAAUGGUGUCGGUUGCAGCAUGUGGUGUCUUCAUGUGGUGGCCGUGGUGGUGCUCGUUGCUGCGCAUAUGUGGUUGCAGCGCCAGGUGCGCGUGGAAGGAAAAAAGGGGAAGCCCACGGCGGCGGGCGUUUACAAGGUUGCUGACGUGUGCUAACGACCAGCCCCCGUUCUCACAAUCGGCGGGGGUAUUGUUGCGGUGCUUAGGUCUCCUCCCCACCGCAGUUUUGGCGUGUGUGUAUGUUGUGGGAUGUUUGUUGUGCUGUUAGCUGUCUGCUGUUGAACGAAGAGGGGAGGUUGAAGAACGGAAAGAAUGUACCGUGCAUGAAAGCACGACCCCCUCAGCACCACUCACGCAUAUCAAGAUGUGAACAUCAUUUUUUUCUCCUUUCCUUUCCAUUGUUUGGGCACAUGGCCCCAUGUACCACAAGACGACGAGCUGUGCGGAGUGUGUUGCCCCUCCACUGUGUAGCCCCUAAGAAGUUGUGUAUGUUGCGGUUCCCGGCUUGUAACAAGCUCAAGUGAA
Molecule: messenger RNA, 2963 nt
Organism: Astrephomene gubernaculifera
Lineage: Eukaryota; Viridiplantae; Chlorophyta; Chlorophyceae; Chlamydomonadales; Astrephomenaceae
Source: the annotation of a GenBank genome assembly